Molecule: messenger RNA, 2748 nt
Organism: Eublepharis macularius
Lineage: Eukaryota; Metazoa; Chordata; Lepidosauria; Squamata; Eublepharidae
Gene: INPP1
Product: inositol polyphosphate-1-phosphatase
Exons: 5
Coding region: 22-1155 (377 amino acids)
Biological process (GO): phosphatidylinositol phosphate biosynthetic process
Molecular function (GO): inositol-1,4-bisphosphate 1-phosphatase activity
Source: RefSeq, a predicted model, not a curated record
CUUCAGCUUCUGCCCCACGCCAUGGCAGCUCUUCUGAGGAGCCUGCUCGCUGCUUCCGAGAAGGCUGCCAAUAUUGCCCAGUUGUGUCGCCAGGAGGAGGCGCUCUUCAGCUUGCUCAUUGAGGAGAAGAGAGGAGCAGACAAAAACAAAAAAUUCCUGCAAGAUUUCAAGACCUUGGCAGAUGUGCUGAUCCAAGAGGUCAUCAAGCAUGACGUGGGCAAGGAGUUUCCAGAGUUACAAGGUUAUAUUCGCGGUGAGGAGUCCAACAAGUUUGAAAACGGUCUGGGAGAGACUGUGGUGGUGCAGGUCUGUCCCACCCAACCGGAAACAGCCACUUUGCUGCAGAAAGUCCUGGAUCGGAACCAGACAGCCGCAGAACUGCUGGCAGCUGCUGUUCACCAGGAGGUGGUGCUUUCUGACCCAGCACUGGAUGAUGUGACUGUAACCAUCUCCACCGAGCGCAUGGGUGUGUGGAUCGACCCCAUAGAUUCCACCAAUCAGUACAUCCGUGGUCGUGGAGACGUGAUGCCUGUAAAUGGCGUCUACCCAUCAGGACUGCACUCGGCAUUGGUGCUAAUAGGGGUCUACAACCGGCACUCAGGCGAACCUGUUCUAGGCAUUAUCAAUGAGCCAUUUUUCCAAGAACAGAUGCCAGACCGUAGGUGGAAGAGCAGAUAUCACUGGGGCAUCUCCUAUGAAGACACCAACCUGAGCUCGCUAAGCCGGCCCCUGCCUCAGGCCGUCCCUCGUGUGGUAUUGAGCAGCAAUGAGAGAGCCGUGCUGCAGAAGGCCCUGGCACCUCUGUAUGGUGAGCAGCUGUGCUUUGCCUCAGGUGCCGGGUACAAAAUGCUGUGUGUGGCCCUGGGCUUUGUGGAUGCCUACGUGCUCUCAGAGGGCACCACCUUCAAAUGGGAUUCAUGUGGCCCCCACGCCAUCCUUCGGGCCCUUGGUGGGGGCAUUGCUAAUCUUGCAGGGGCGUUGCGUGCUUGGCGCACCGGCCAGCGCAACUUGCUGCCCGAACUGACCUACAACCAGCCAGUAGAGGGCGCCAUGGGUGCUGAUCGCUGGGCCAACAGUGGCGGUAUUGUAGCCUAUAUUCACCACGACCAUCUCAAGGCUGUCAUAGCCACCGUGGCAGCGGCAGGUGAUGUUUGAGUUCCUCCUCCAUGUGGAUGUGGCUUGGCGGGGACAUUCACAUCUGCAUGAGGGGAGGGAGCCAGACCAGACUGCUGGGCAGGGACUGUAUGGCUUGGACUUACCUACAUAAUUGCGGGACCAAUCAGUUGUAGAUGGAUAGAACCUGCCAGCGUGGGGCUGAGUUGUGACUUCCAACGUAGGCAUUUGGCCUUUCAUUGCUGAGUCAAUAAAGGUUUCACUUCCGGCACAGUGCAGAUGGAAGGAGGUUAACAUUUCCCCCAUCCUUGUUGGUAUUUUGCGUCCUGCUUCAACUGCCAGGAGGGAAAGAUGCCCUGUCUCUUUAACGGAGGCUUAAUGUUACGUUGUUAAACAGAUGACGUUGUUUACCUUCAUGCCAUGAAAAGAUUAAGGUGCCCGGUUCCACACAUUAAGCCUUCAUUAAAGGGACAGGACAUUUUUUUCUCCAGGCCUGCUGGCAACCCUGCCUGGGACUUUUCAGUGACUUCCGCUGCAUUUCCUGUAACCUCCCCUGUCUCUUACAUCCUGUACGGAGUCCUGGGCCUGUCGCCUGACAACCUGAUUUUGCUGCAUAGCCGUACUUUCUGUGGUGCGUCUGCUCACUUCUUCUAACAUAGGGUGGGGACCAUUUAGCUUGAUCUGUGAGAGACUGGAAGACUGAAGGUCCUGUUCCGUGGUGAGAUAAGAAAUUGGGGCUUGGAUCCAACAAAGCGUUUCCACAUUUGGACAGUUCCUGCCCACUGAUGGUGACUUUCUCCCCCUCUCUCCCAAGACUGCUGCAGAUUAACAUUGCCUCUUGAAAAGCCAUGCCUUGGGGACAGGGGACCCCCAAAUGAAAGCAGCUCACCAGCAAUGUAGUGAUGUUCUCAUGAAGAUCACCCACCCCACAACCAGGACUGCCAGGUCUCUUUGGUGGGAGACCUCCCACCCUCUCACCAAUUCCCAGAAUACUUUGAGGGAAGCUAUGACAGAGGAACUGAAUAAAGUAUGUAGCAUGGACAUGUUCUAGGGAUACUUUCCUACAAUUUGUAGCCGUGUAUCAAAUUGCAGCUCAUCUAUUUCUGAUGAUUAUGCACAAAAUUGGUAUCCGGGACAGAUUCCCACUGAUGUCUGUAGUCUAUAUUUAGCUUUCUAGUUCUUACGGAAAUACAGUUGAAAACAUGCAGAUGGCGACAGCAACAUAAUCCAGAGAGAGGGAAAGGGAUAUAGCCAUACUCGCUCUAUUGCCUUACUGCUACCCAUUCUUCUUGAUAUUAUUAACAUUUUAUUCUUUUUGUAAAAAAAAAUAUCACAAAUUGAACCAAAAACACACACGUAUUUGCAUCAGAAUAAGAACAUUACAUUUCUACUUUAAGCAAGCGUAACUUACUCUGAGGGCAAAAUGUGAGGUUUUUUAGCACAGUAUGUGAUUUUUUUUCAUUUUAUAUGGUAAAUAUUAUGAUCGUCACAACCAGCAUUUUAACAGCAAAAAUCUGUAUAUGAUAAAAUUGCAAAGAAUACUCUUGGAUUUUAUUUUUUGUUAAAGUCAAUGUAUCUGGACUUCUAAGUGCAAUGUAAUAUUCUGGUAAUUAAUAAACAAUCUAUUUAAGAGAG